CAACGGCCCAUCAAUAGUGGCAUGGCGGUGUACUACUCGAUCGCAGUCGCCCGCGCGGGCGAGAUCGUGAGCCGCAGCCUGGUCAAGGCCGAGACGGACACGACGCUUCGGUCUCUCUUUGGCAUGUACGAGGGCGGGAAGCACGCGAUCGGCUUCAUGGACCCGGCGGUCAAGGCGGGGACGCGCACGGCGGUCUUUGAGCAGCACGACGCGACGAUGGACCUUGUGGACCUCGACAUGCCGAUUCGCCUCGUUCGGGAGAUCUGCGGCGACGUGACCAAGUUCCUCUUCCAGGCGGCGCCUGCCAUCGUCCCUGCCCCAGCGCUAUUGCCGCCGCCAUCCGCGCCUGUCGUUGCCGCCACACCGCAGCCAGUUCCUACUGCGCCCAAGCCCAAGCCCGUCGCGGCUACGCGAGGCCGCAAGCCGCGCAAAGCCGUGGUCGUCGACUCGUUUCUGCGCGCGAGCGAUUUGAAUCGGAUUGGUGACGUGACUGCCAAGGCGCCGACCAAGCAGCCAGCGUCGCGAUACCGUGCGCCAGCUCCACGCAUCGCCGAGGGGCGCACAGCAUGCACGACCGCCGUCCUUCCAGAUGCGUCGACCUCGGCGUUGGCACGUGCGACCGUCGUCCACCAGAAGCAUGCGAUGACGCCCCUCAACAAGAACGCGCUGGGUCGUAUUCUCGAAGCCGUCAAGGCCAACAAACCAUCGAGUCGUGCUGUGUCACCGCCCAAAGCCCCGCGCACGCGUCCCCACUACUUCAACGUCGCCCCUCCUUACGACGAGGACGACGACAAUGACGACAAUGACAGUGACGCUAGUGUCGCCGACGACGACGACGACGACGAUGCGAUUGAAGUCGUCCAGGCUCCGGUUACCAAGCGCGCGUCCCGUCGUCUUGCGCCGUCAAGCCUCGCGUCCGCCGAGCCGCCUCGGCGCGAGCUCCGCAUUCCGCAAGUGGUCAUGACGUCCAUGCCCCGGUCCCGCACGCAGCGGCUGCCCGCGCGCCGCGCUGCGCUGCGCAAAUCAACCUCAGCACUGACCGAGAUGGUCUUGUCGGCAGACGGCGCCGUCGUCACGGGUAAUGUUCUGGGGCGGUCGUCGGACGUCGACGCGUCACCUCGCCGGCCGCCGCCACGACGGCCCACGCGGCGGACGAGCGCGUCGCAAAGCCCCGAGAAGGUGCUGCCGCUGCGCACGUCGACCCGCAACAAGUCGAUCGUUGAGAUCUCGAGCGACGACGAAGCGUGUUCUGUCCCGUCACCGUCCUCGACUACGCGUCUGAGUCUGAGCACAGGAACCCCGACCAAGCGCCCCGACACAGAUAUGACCACUGCAUCGCCCGCGUCACACAGGGAAGCGGCAACGCCGACGAAGCAGCCCAGUCCGCUUCAACCACAGACGCCGCCGCCAGUCGACGUUGCAGAAGCCAAUGCGACGCCAACCCUGCCGGAUGUCCCUGAUGUCACCACGGCUAAAGCUGGUCCCACGGGCACGCCAGAGAUGGCGCGGAAGAAGCGGCUCUUGUCGCUGGACGACACGGUCGAAGAGCAUGUACACGAUGUGUCGCCGCCUGCCAAGCGCCGGCUCUCUUCCUUUGGUGACGUUCCGUCGUCACCUGCCACGCGCCACGUCUCGUCGUCGAAUGACGCCGAGUCGUCAUCCAAUACGGCGGACGAAAAUACAAUGACCGAGCCGCGGUCCGUGAUUGAAGACGAGCUGGCGACGCUGCUGCACGAAGCGUCGGCCGUCGAGCUCGUGCAGCUCCGCGAAGCCAACCCGAACGACCAGGCCAACUUUCUCGGCGAAGAGCUCAACGAAGUCAAGCGCCACGUGCAGCUGCAAAAGACUUCAGCGGGUCUCUAUCAAGUUGCGUUCACGAAGGCAAGUCACGCCGACAUUGCGCCGCACGAGAACCCAAACGUGGUGUUGACCAACCUCUUUAUGAGCCACGACGACGACUGGUCCCGCGUCGCGACCCUCGUGAGUCUCGGGCGCGUCCUGCGCGCCGCCCCGUAGGAACUUGUUGUAUUAUCCAAAGGGAUCGGUAUCGAUUAUCUAAUACUUGCUUUGAAUUGUUGUUGCUA
Molecule: messenger RNA, 2084 nt
Organism: Saprolegnia diclina VS20
Lineage: Eukaryota; Oomycota; Saprolegniomycetes; Saprolegniales; Saprolegniaceae
Exons: 1
Coding region: 22-2016 (664 amino acids)
Source: RefSeq, a predicted model, not a curated record